AUGGAUCCUCUCAGCGUUACAGCCAGCAUCAUCGCUGUUCUCCAGCUCUCGGCCAAGGUCCUUGUGUAUCUAAACGACGUCAAAGAUGCCCCCAAAGGCCGCACACAGUGCGCUAUCGAAAUUUCGAAUCUUCACAGCCUGCUUUACAGGCUGAAGGAUCAUGUUGAAAACGGAGAUUUCAGGCAGUCAUGGCAUCUUGCCGUCCAAGAUCUUGCGAUCAAGAACGGACCCAUCGAUCAGUUCAAGCAGGCUCUAGAAACACUACAGAGUAAGAUAACAGAUGGAAGACGAUUACAGAAGGUUGGUGAAGCCCUAGUGUGGGGGUUUAAGAAGGAGGAGGUUGCGGGCAUAUUGGAUCGAAUAGAGCAUUUGAAGUCGCUUGUAGAGAUCGCGUUGCAGAUGGAUCAUUUAGCGAUAUCGCUUACAUAUUCAAGCAAAGUCUCUCAAGCUAUCAAAGACGAUACCAACUUCAUUCGAAUGCACGUACCUGUUAUCCAGUCGGGCGUAGACGAGAUUCGGCAAGAUCAAGACGCCACGAAGCACCGCAGGAUUCUAGAAUGGAUCUCUCCCACAGAUUACCCCGCACAACAAUCCGACAUUAUAAAGCGCAGACAGGAGGGAACAGGCCAAUGGUUUCUAGAUGCGCCUCAGGUGGCCACAUGGCUUAGUGAACCCCGAGCAAUCCUCUUCUGCCCAGGAAUCCCGGGAGCUGGCAAGACCAUGGUAGCCGCAAUCGCGAUCGACUCUCUGUUGAAAUCAGUGCAGAGCAGUUCACAUGGAGUUGCUUAUGUGUACUGCAACUACAAGGCUCAGGAGGAGCAGGAUACUUCAAGGAUGUUGGCAGCUAUCCUCAAGCAGCUGGUGCAGGCUCGACCAUCGCUAGUGGAGCCCGUGGAACGAUUGCACGAAAAGCAUGCUGGCAGAGGAACCAGGCCAUCGCCUGAUGAGGUCUUCAGCGCACUCCGAGAUGUACUUGCACAUUACUCUACUAUCCACAUUGUGAUCGAUGCUCUGGAUGAAUGUCGAGACAGCGACGGCACUUGGCGCCAGUUUCUAGCCAAACUCCGCGAUCUUCAGGCGGGACGUGACGUUCGCCUAAUGGCCACCUCGCGUCUUAUUCCAGAGAUUGUUGAUUGGUUUAACGAAGGGCUGAAGCUGGAGGUGCAGGCUAGUGAAGAGGAUGUGAAGCGAUUCGUGGCUGGCCAGAUAUAUCGACUGCCGAAGUGUAUUCAGCGUGACCCUGCGCUACAAGAGGUUGUCCAGGAAAAGAUCGUAGAGGCGGUAGACGGCAUGUAUGUUCGUCCUAGCCAACUCGUGAUAUGA
Messenger RNA from Exserohilum turcica Et28A, 1323 nucleotides. RefSeq lists its product as uncharacterized. Gene Ontology annotation, molecular function: ATP hydrolysis activity. The record is from RefSeq and is a predicted model, not a curated record. The transcript has 2 exons. NCBI's taxonomy places the organism in Eukaryota, Fungi, Ascomycota, Dothideomycetes, Pleosporales, Pleosporaceae. Bases 1 to 1323 code for a protein of 440 amino acids.